AUGAAAAAAAUCGUUGUCAUUGGUGCUGGCCAGAUUGGCAGAGAAACGGCUUGUCAAGUAGCUGAGAUGGGCUAUGAUGUUGAUAUUAUCAACAGAUGUACCAACGAAAGCCAAGCAGCUUCAUCUGCAGAUCAAGCAGGGGCGCGGGCUAUUAUCGACAAGAAUAGCCUCAAAGUGGUGGAACUACUGAAUGCUCGUAUGACAGGCAAACUAACAUUUAAAAAGUAUGCGAAUGAAGAAGAAUUGGGUGUUUUGCUAUGCGAAGCUAAUUUUGUAGCAGUUUGUGUCGGAAGAACUUUAAAUUCCAUGUCGAACGAGAGUAAGGGCAUACCUCAUCCUUUACAAGGCGCUGUGGAAAAUUCCAACAUAUAUGAAGCUAUUGGCAAAGCAAUUGCGGAGAAUGCUGCCGAUGACGUGCGUGUUUUAUCAACUGCAAUUCCGGUGGAAGUCGUUGCAAAUACUUUGUAUAGUUCAAUCAAAAAGAACUGGAGCAAAUCAAUCGAACGGAAAACUGAGUUUCAUGCUGGACGCAUCUGUGCAGGUGGAACUUUGCUCGAUACGAUUCGCUUAAAAAAUGUAGUUUUAGAUUAUAUCAACGCAAAAGAAGAAAGAGCUACCGAAAUUAUUGAUGUUUACGCCCUAGGAAGUCAUGGAUAUGGCCCAUAUUCAGAUCAGUAUGAAAUUGGUCUUAUGGCCUCGACACAUUGUGGGUCUAUUCGAUUUGGUGGUGUCAGAAGGUUAGAUGGAACUUGGACUGAUGGAGAUUUGAUUCCAUUCGAUCAGAUCAUUAAUUAUGCUGAGAAACAAACACUAAUGAAAGCUGCUUUUACACAGCCUGUUUACAUUAGGGACGCUGCUGGAGAACGAGCCUUGCACAAAGAAGCUGGCAGAAGUAAUGCAGUGGUCAUUAAAGCAUUCCUACAACCGGAACUGUUCCAAGGUAUGAAGUUGUCAUUGGCCGUCUUCAGUAAAGACAAGCAGUUGUUUUACGGAGGAGUUUGUACAAUGACUGAAAGCGGCUUGUUUGAAGAGAUACCACCCUCAACUUAUUUAUCAUCUCAAGAACAGGAAGUAUUCAAUGUACGAAUACGUGGCAUACAGAAAGUAAAUGAUGCUAUCAAAACCACUGCACCAGGUACGUCUCUUGACACGAUUGUAGCAUUGGGUAAACAAUUGGAUUUGCAACCUCAACAACUUAUUGGCUUCAUAUAA
This is a messenger RNA of Adineta ricciae, 1212 nucleotides long. Lineage: Eukaryota; Metazoa; Rotifera; Eurotatoria; Adinetida; Adinetidae. The record is from the annotation of a GenBank genome assembly.